UUCUUUACUUCCAAGAAAAAAACUUUUGCAGGCAAGGCCGAGGUCGCGCGGUGCCAAUCUGCAAAUUCCAAACGAAAACUCAGUACCACUCUCUCUCUCUCUCUCUCUCUCUCUCACACACACACACACACACACUCUCUCUCUCUCUCUAGAUAGUUAUGGCUACUUCUGCACCGCCCUUUCCUGUGCCUCACAACAAGCUCUCACUCGAUAUUAAGGGGAACAAAACAGAUAUAAUCAUUAGUAGCUAUGAUGAUCAUUUUCUUGUCAUUGCAACUCAAAUAGGAAGCAUGGGGACAAUACUGCAUGCCAGAAAGGAGGAAGGAUUAUUAUCAAUUCAUCCAACCUUCCAUGUGUCCGUGAUAUUUGGUAAACGAGAUGAGCCAAUGCUAGUGACGUGUGCUCGGCAGCUGAUUGAACACAUUAGUAGCUCUGGCUCUUCAAGACCAUUGGUGCUCUCUCUUGGCCUGAAAGACCACUCUGUGGCAACGCUGAAAGGCAUAGUUUCUGCUGUGAUCGAGAACCGGCUUUGGUAACUGGUGGUGCCAAGUUCUUAGGGUUUGCUGAUUGAUCUUGUAUGCAAUCUGGACUCAACAUUCUCUAUCAUUGCAAUUUGAUACUUGAAAGCUGUGUGCAAUUUGAUAAAGUUAAAGCUUGUACGAUGUUGUCAUGUCAAGCUGGUACUUGCACAAAAUCUUCCUCUAUAUUUUAUGAUUUUAAUUUUCAA
Messenger RNA from Cornus florida, 727 nucleotides. RefSeq lists its product as uncharacterized. NCBI's taxonomy places the organism in Eukaryota, Viridiplantae, Streptophyta, Magnoliopsida, Cornales, Cornaceae. The coding region runs from base 159 to 536 and encodes 125 amino acids. The transcript has 7 exons. Gene Ontology annotation, biological process: proteasome assembly. The record is from RefSeq and is a predicted model, not a curated record.